AAUAAAUACUGGGAUACAACGAAAUGCAAAAAGCGACCUACUACGACAGUUCGGCGAUCUACGGCGGCUACCCAUACCAAGGAGCAAACGGUUUCACUUAUAAUGCGAGUCAUCAGCAAUAUCCUCCGCCUUCGGCGCUGGUGGAGAGCGAGUACCAUCGCCCGGCCUGCUCCCUGCAGUCCCCUGGCAGCGCCGUGGCCCGCCACAAGGCCAAUGACAUCAACGAGAGCUGUAUGAGAACCAUCGGGGCCCAAGGUGGCCAGGCUCAGGGCCUUGCCGAAUCCCAACAGCCUCCGCCACAGCCCCUGCAGCAGCCCCAGCAGCCCCAGCAGCAGCCCCUGCAGCCGCAGGCUCCGCCACCAUCUUCCCAACAGCCCCCGCAGCCGGCUCAGCCCCCCGUUCCUUCGGCUCCAUCGUCCUCACAGCCCCCUCCCUCUGUCUCGCCACCUCAAAAUGCCAGCAGCAAUCCAGCCCCCACCAAGAGUCCCAUGCUCAAUUCGCCUACCAUGUCCAAACAAAUCUUUCCUUGGAUGAAAGAGUCUCGUCAAAACACAAAACAGAAAAACAGCAGCUCCAGUUCAGGUGAGAGUUGCUCUGGCGAUAAAAGCCCCCCGGGGCAAGCAUCCUCCAAGAGGGCUCGAACAGCUUACACAAGUGCCCAGCUGGUGGAGCUGGAGAAGGAAUUCCACUUCAAUAGGUAUCUGUGUAGGCCCAGGAGGGUCGAGAUGGCCAACUUGCUCAACCUUACCGAGAGACAGAUCAAAAUCUGGUUUCAAAACCGCAGGAUGAAAUAUAAAAAGGAUCAGAAAGGCAAGGGCAUGAUGACGUCCUCUGGGGGGCAGUCCCCCAGCCGCAGCCCGGUGCCUUCUGGUGCCGGAGGGUACCUGAACUCUAUGCAUUCUCUGGUCAACAGUGUUCCCUACGAGCCCCAGUCGCCCCCGGCCUUUAGCAAGCCUCAUCAGAACGCCUAUGGCCUCCCCAACUCCUACCCAGCUGCCCUUAACAGCUGCCCACCUCCUCAGAAGCGGUAUUCGGGGACUGCCUCGGUCACUCCAGAUUACGACCCUCACCCCCUCCAAGGCAACGGUAGUUAUGGGACCCCACACUUACAGGGAAGCCCCGUCUUCGUGGGGGGCAACUAUGUGGAGCCCAUGAGUAAUUCCGGGUCUUCCAUCUUUGGUCUGACUCAUCUGCCCCAUCCCGUCUCGGCCAACAUGGACUACGGGGGGCCCGGGCCCAUCGCCAAUAACCAUCAUCAUGGACCUUGUGAGCCCCACCCCACCUACACAGACCUUACAGCUCACCAUCCUUCUCAGGGAAGAAUUCAGGAGGCGCCCAAACUGACCCAUCUGUGAUGGACCUCGGGGUUGAGUGGACACAAAGUCAACCCACUUCUUUCUUUUUUAGUUCUCUUGUGGUUUUUUU
Molecule: messenger RNA, 1425 nt
Organism: Sarcophilus harrisii (Tasmanian devil)
Lineage: Eukaryota; Metazoa; Chordata; Mammalia; Dasyuromorphia; Dasyuridae
Gene: HOXA3
Product: homeobox A3
Exons: 2
Coding region: 24-1355 (443 amino acids)
Biological process (GO): regulation of transcription by RNA polymerase II
Cellular component (GO): nucleus
Molecular function (GO): RNA polymerase II cis-regulatory region sequence-specific DNA binding; DNA-binding transcription factor activity, RNA polymerase II-specific
Source: RefSeq, a predicted model, not a curated record